GACCCCGCCCUCUCUUUGAUAGAAAACUCGGUGAUGUCGCUUCGUCUUUAACGAGCUUGACCCAGAACCCGGAGAAGGAGGGGAAAAGAGGGGAGAAAACACACCGAAAAACGGAGUUGUCUGGAAGGCGUUGGGGCAGGCUUUCCACAAGCAGUCCAUUUCUCCUCGUUUCUGGGCUUGGUGGUUCAGUGACCUUCUACACAUGAGCAGCUAGAGCUCGACCUCUGACCUUGGCGUGAUCUCUCACCUCUUCUACCAAACCACGCCCACAGGUGAAGUGUGUUUGAGGCUGUACGGAUGUGUGUAAUGCCCCCCCCCCUCUCUCCCCUUGGGGCUGUGUAGUGUGUAUGGAGCAGUGUGAGAGCGCAGCAGCUCUGCUGGAGUCGGUCAGGGAGCAGGAGGUGCAGUUUGAACAGCUGACCCGGGCGCUGGAGGAGGAGAGGAGGAGAGUGGGCCUCCCUGCCACCAGCCCCUCGGCCCUGGGUCACCACCUCCCUCACACACAGAACGGGCGUUUAGGGGAUGCAGAUAUAGAACGACUGAAACUGACUGAUUCAUACAUAAACGGCACACAGUACAGGAUGGUGGACCCUGCACACGGCGCUCUAGAUGAGAGCUACACCCCAGAGGAUGACUCCCAGGAAGUACACUCAGUCUUUUCCGAUGAGGGAACCACACGACGGCCAGACACGACUCUCCCGCAGAUGAAGAAACCAAUCUCACGCACAGUCCUGCCCUCUGACUCGAUGUCCAUUGACGGGGGCUUGACGGUGUCCGGUAUGGGCGGCUACAGCGCCACACUGGACCGUCCUUACAGACAGGCUGGAGCAGGCGACUACCCAACUGCCACAGUACCCAGAAACUACCACUACGGCCCUGUAGGGGGUUAUGAUGACUACCGGGGUGGCCCGCCAUCAGAAGCAUACACUAGUCUGAGCAGGGGCUCUCACAUGGAUGAUCGUUACAGGCCAGUUGAUGGAUACAGGACUCUGGAUUCUGGCUACCGGGCCCCAAGCCGUCAGCAGCUUGACCCCUAUGCAGCACAGCCCCAGGUGAGCCGGGGAAUGAGGGCCAUGGGCUCAGCGAUGGAGAUGCGUUACGGCCACGGCCACUAUGGUCUGGAGGAUGACCAGCGCAGUGUGGGGUAUGAUGACUACGGCAUGGGGCCUCCACCCAUGCACCCUGGGGGCUACGGUACCAUGCCACGUCUGGGGGCCGGCCCUGGUGGUAUGGACAGACGAAGACUCAGGAGCUGUGAGGACACUUUGGAUGGUGACAUGGGAGGAGUUGACCAUUAUGCCUGGGGUGUUCCCAUGACGUUGGAGAGGGGGAGCAUGGCUUCACUGGACAGCACACUAAGGAAGGCUCCUCCCACCUCUUGGAGACAGCCUGAGCUGCCAGAAGUCAUCGCCAUGUUGAACUACCGUCUGGACCCUGUCAAGACCAACGCUGCUGCCUUCCUCCAGCAUCUCACAUUCAAAAAUGACAAGAUUAAGUCAGAAGUGCGUCGCCUGAAGGGUAUCCCAUCCUUGGUGUCGAUGCUGGACCACCCCAGCAAGGAGGUGCACCACUCGGCCUGCGGAGCACUAAAGAACAUUUCAUAUGGACGAGAUCCGGACAACAAGAUCGCCAUCAAGAACUGCGACGGAGUGCCUGCUCUGGUCAGGUUACUGAGGAAAACCCGUGACCAGGACCUCACUGACACUAUCACAGGCACCUUGUGGAACCUCUCAUCCCACGACUCAGUAAAGAUGGAGAUUGUGGACCACGCCCUGCAUGCCCUGGCCGACGAAGUAAUAGUUCCCCACUCGGGCUGGGAGCGAGGGAGCAACGGUGGAGAGGAGAGCUGCAAACCACGCCAUCUGGAGUGGGAGACCGCCUUGACCAACACUGCUGGCUGCCUUAGGAAUGUGAGUUCAGAACGCAGCGAGGCCAGGAGAAAGCUGAGAGAAUGCACAGGAUUGGUGGAUUCACUCAUGUACAUUGUCCAAUCACAGAUCAAUCGUAAAGAUGUGGACAAUAAGUUGGUGGAGAACUGUGUCUGCCUCCUGAGGAAUCUGUCCUAUCAUGUUCACCGUGAAAUUCCCGGCUGUGAACGUUAUGCAGAGACCACACCCCUCAACCAGGCACCGGCCCCUGCUACCAAAGGUGGCUGCUUUGGCUCUCGAAAGGGCAAAGAUGAGUGGUUUUCCAAAGGAAAGAAGGACGGAGAUGAUGGAAGUGGAGAUCAGGUUGAUAUUCCAAAGAGGACAACCCCUGCUAAAGGUUAUGAGCUGUUGUUCCAACCAGAGGUGGUCCGUGUUUACACAUCACUGCUCAGAGAGAGCAAGAACCCCUCGGUGCUGGAGGCUGCUGCUGGUGCCAUCCAGAACCUGUGUGCUGGCCGAUGGACUUAUGGUCGAUAUAUCCGGGCCACCGUGCGUCUGGAGAAAGGUCUUCCCAUGAUGGCAGAACUACUGGCCCAUGGCAAUGACCGUGUGGUUAGAGCAAUGUCUGGAGCCUUGAGGAACCUCGCUAUCGACAACCGCAACUGCGAACUGCUUGGGUUGCAUGCAGUGCCUCACCUGGUGGCCAACCUGCCCGGAGGCCAGAGCCAGUCUGGACGCAAUCUAUCAGAGGAAACAGUAGUGUCUGUACUGAGCACGCUCACUGAGGUGCUAGGCAACAGUCUGGAGGCAGCAAAGACUCUCCGAGCCUCGCAGGGCAUUGAGAGGCUGGUGCUUAUUAACAAGGACGGCAAACGUUCAGAUCGUGAGGUGCGGGGGGCGGGCCAGGUGCUGCAGCUGGUCUGGGCCCAUAAGGAGCUCCGUCGGCCUCUUGAGAAGGAUGGCUGGAAGAAGACAGACUUCAUGGUCAACCUCAACCCCAACACCAGCACCACCAAUGGCCCGAGCACCCGAGCCAACGGCACCUAUGAAGACAGCACCACACCACUGCUGGACAGAGGAGAAAAGAGGGACUUGAUUCCACUAAAUGACCUUGGCCCUGACGCCUACUCUACACUGGACCAGAGGGAGAGGAGACACACUCUGGAUGAGACCACAGACACUUUACCGCGAGGGGUGUAUGGGGGCAGAAAGGGCUCCCUGCCUCUGUUGGACUCCUACGAUGAAAAACUGAUAGUGUGCAUCACCCAGACUGGGCCGUCCCUGCCCUACCACUGCUACUGAGGAGAGAAGAUCCAGAUGCACAGACUCUCUCCCCCUCGCCCUCUUCCUCCCCCUCCUCUCCCUUCUCUCUCUCUCUCUCUCUCUCUCUCCCCCUCGCCCUCUUCCUCACCCUCCUCUCCCUCUCUCUCUCCUCUCUCUCUCCUCUCUCCUCUCUCUCUCUCUCUCUCUCUCUCUCUCUUUCUAUCGCCACACAGAUGGGAUAAGAAGAUGAGGGUUGGCAUCCAAAGAAAGUGGUUGUGUUGCAGGCAAAACGUCUUCGUGCAACGUCCACAUACAUACCUACUUUUUACAAAUUCAUUCAAGUGUAGCAACAAAAGUAUAUUCUGUUUUUAAAUUAUAGUUCUUCUGUAAAGGCAAUCACCUUUGUUGACAAUCAUUUAAUUCUGGUGUUGUCUUCCUGCUUGUUUUUGUUUUUUCUUGCUACUGUCAACAUUUUUGAUGAGUUCUGUCAUGGUCGACAUGUUGCUGCCAACACCCACAUCCUAACGAUGAAUUUGUAUGUAGACUUCUAUGUAGGUUAUAUAUACUGUAUAUAAAAAGAAAAUGGGAUGACUGCAUUAGUUUUGGCUCAUUAAUUUAAAUUGUCCCUUUACUGGGAUCGUUGGGAGGUUGGGACGCGCUGGCAGACCGGCGGUCGCCCUGUAGAUUGAGACUGUUUAUAUAGGAGUUAUUUUCCUGUCUAGAGUUAUUUUCUCUUGGUUGGGAUGAGCACAGGUGUAGACAAGAAAAGGCAGGUGUGUGUGUAUAUUUGUCAUACAGUAAACCUGUGGCCGUGUGUGUGUCUGUGUGGGGAAAAAAUGAACAUGGACCUUUUUGAAUGAGUGUGUUUUUGUGUGUGUGCACGGACCAGACAUAAGACGACAUGUUGAUUAUUUCAUCUGUUCAUGUUGUCUGUUUUUAUCAUGUGCUCCUAUUCCUGUGACAAAGCAUUUUUUUUUAUUUUCUUAGUUUUUAUGUACCAACUGCCUCUUUUUGUGUUUGAUACCUUAAUUUACUACUUUUUCCUUCAACUUUUACUCUCCCUGUGGAAAAAAAAAAGACAUUUUCAGCUGCUGUGUUUUGACUUGGACCAGUGCAACGCAUCAAACCAGUUCCUGAAAUGUGAAGCUAGGAACAUGCACCACUAAACCUCUAAAACGUAUUGACAUCCUGCUUCAGAAACCAUUCCUUGCUCUAAUACUAAACGUUAACACUAUAGACACAGUAAGAAACACUUCAGGAGGGUCACUUACGACUAAUGUUCUUCUCUGAGUCUGAUUUCUUAACAAACCUGUAAACAAAAAAAUCACUACUUGCUCUUUAUUUGCUAUUCAUGCAUGCACAUCUGCAUUCAUUUGAUUUGAUUUAGGAGGCUUCUUCACUCAGAGGAGACUCGAGUUUAAACAGACAGGUUGGGGAGAUAUUGAUGUUUAAUUUAAGAGGUAGACAAAAGCACAUUUUAGUCUAAGUUCCUUUUUUUUUUUGUACUUUUUUUCUGUCUGGUUUGUAUUUCAGAGUUUGUACGUGAGGGAGCAGUGGGUGAGAGCAUUAUGCAAUGUGUUCUACUUUUUAAGUCCCAGUUUUACCGCUGACUUGUUUUAAAGGCAAAAGAGACCAACCAUCUUUGUUUUGUUUUUUAAACUCCCCACACACAUAGUAUAUUUGUACUGUUGCCUAUCCAUGUAAAAUGAUGUACCAUUCAUACCUGCCUUGGCUCUGAAAAGUUGCUUUUUUCAGUAUGUAACUGGUAAUACUUGUUUUUAUAAAUAAAGAUCUUUUCUUAGACAAGA
Seriola aureovittata is the source of this 4939-nucleotide messenger RNA. RefSeq names its product catenin delta-1-like. The coding region runs from base 348 to 3170 and encodes 940 amino acids. Gene Ontology annotation, biological process: cell-cell adhesion; cell-cell junction assembly. The transcript has 21 exons. Gene Ontology annotation, cellular component: nucleus; adherens junction; cytoplasm. The record is from RefSeq and is a predicted model, not a curated record. Gene Ontology annotation, molecular function: cadherin binding. NCBI's taxonomy places the organism in Eukaryota, Metazoa, Chordata, Actinopteri, Carangiformes, Carangidae.